UAGUGAACCCAGAUAGUGGAUGGAUGCAACUCCACGUCAUCUCAUCAUGUUCAUCCAUUUGGAUUCUUCUCUCUCUCUCUCUAAGCUGAUUACUACCAGAUUAACAACCUUGUAUUUCCACUGUCCUAGAUUUUCCUUCACAUAAUCUUCUUCACUUGCACUCUUGUUCUGCUUCUCCAUCUCACUGUCUCCUUUCCUUAACUUCUUCAGAAGCACUUAGGAAAAUGUCCCUUUGUUAUCCUUCCAAUUUGAUCACACUCCACUCACCCAAGCAUCAAAGCCUUUCCUUCACUUUCUCUUCAGAGUCUUCUCACUUCAUCAAGCUACUCAAGGUAAGCUCAACUCCUCACAAACCCAUUAAGUUUAGCAGAGAAACAUUGAAACUUUCUGCCUCUCUCACACCAUCUCAAGCUGUUAACACCACCCCAUCUUCAUACAGAAACAAGAAUCCAAAAGAUGUUAAUGUCUUGGUGGUGGGUUCAACUGGGUAUAUAGGAAAAUUUGUGGUGACAGAGUUGGUUAAAAGAGGAUUUAAUGUUAUAGCAGUUGCUAGGGAGAAGAGUGGUACUAAGGGUAGCAAUGACAAGGAUGCAACAUUGUCUCAGUUAAGAGGGGCCAAUGUGUGUUUCUCAGAUGUGACCAAUUUGGAUAAUUUGGAAGAGUCUUUGAAUAGUUUAGGUGUUUCCUUUGAUGUGGUUGUGUCAUGCCUUGCUAGUAGGAAUGGAGGGGUGAAGGACUCAUGGAAGAUUGAUUAUGAGGCAACAAAGAAUAGUCUUGUUGCUGGUAGGAAGCGUGGUGCUUCUCAUUUUGUGUUGCUUUCAGCAAUUUGUGUGCAGAAGCCCCUUCUCGAGUUUCAGCGCGCAAAGCUGAAGUUCGAGGAGGAGCUGAUGAAGGAAGCUGAAGAGGAUGAGGGGUUCAGUUAUAGCAUAGUGAGACCAACUGCAUUUUUCAAGAGUUUAGGUGGUCAGGUUGAGUUGGUGAAGGAUGGGAAGCCUUAUGUGAUGUUUGGAGAUGGGAGGCUUUGUGCUUGUAAACCCAUAAGUGAGCCAGAUUUGGCUUCUUUUAUUGUGGAUUGUGUGCUGAGUGAGGACAAAAUUAAUAAGGUUUUACCAAUUGGAGGGCCAGGGAAGGCAUUGACUCCAUUGGAACAAGGGGAAAUGUUGUUUAAGCUUGUGGGGAAGAAGCCUAAUUUCUUGAAAGUUCCAAUUGGGAUAAUGGAUUUUGCCAUUGGGGUGCUUGACAACCUUGUGAAGGUGUUUCCUUCACUGGAAGAUGCUGCUGAGUUCGGGAAAAUUGGAAGGUACUAUGCUGUGGAAAGCAUGUUGAUUUUGGACCCCGAGACUGGAGAGUAUAGUGCGGAGAAGACACCUAGCUAUGGAAAUGAUACAUUGGAAGACUUUUUUGCAAGGGUGCUCAGGGAGGGGAUGGCUGGUCAGGAGCUAGGUGAGCAAAUAAUGUUUUGAAAUGGUUGUGGUUAAUUAAGUAUGAACCUGAUAAUAGAUCCAAUAGAGCAACCAGUUUUUUUGAUGUAAAUUCAUGUAUUCAACCAGAGUCAUUGUAAUGUAGCAUUUACAAGUUCAAGCAUUGUUGAAAGAAAUUCAAGUCUUUGGAAAUGCAUUACUGAAGGUUCAUUCUUCAAUUGCAUAGCCCUAGCACUAAAUUCCUCUGUUAAUAUAUUGCAUACUGGCAGUAAGUUUGAUGUUCAAGAAUCAAGUUCAUUUCUGUUCUGAGAA
Molecule: messenger RNA, 1733 nt
Organism: Lotus japonicus
Lineage: Eukaryota; Viridiplantae; Streptophyta; Magnoliopsida; Fabales; Fabaceae
Product: divinyl chlorophyllide a 8-vinyl-reductase, chloroplastic
Exons: 1
Coding region: 225-1463 (412 amino acids)
Molecular function (GO): oxidoreductase activity
Source: RefSeq, a predicted model, not a curated record